Messenger RNA from Ailuropoda melanoleuca (giant panda), 1350 nucleotides. RefSeq lists its product as uncharacterized. NCBI's taxonomy places the organism in Eukaryota, Metazoa, Chordata, Mammalia, Carnivora, Ursidae. Bases 1 to 687 code for a protein of 228 amino acids. The record is from RefSeq and is a predicted model, not a curated record. The transcript is spliced from 6 exons.
AUGGGUGGACCCCACCUGCAAGGUCCUCCUCCAGAUGGAGUCUCUGGACAUGGCGGGAAGGAAUCCUUCAGGCUCCACCCCCACGGGGACGUCUGGAAGGGUCUGCAAGAAAAAUCCCGAGGGAAUGCUGGUCGUGAUCCCUAUCUGCCGUCUACACUGCCGUCCCACUCCCUGGCUGGAGCCCGAGGAGUCCGUCCCGACAGGGCGCAGCGAGGGCCUUUCAGGCUCCCUGGCUUUCUGCGAGCACCGCGCCCUCUGAUACGCGACCAUGUCUUGCUCACUGUGGGAACGCAGCAAGAGCUCCUGACCAGCGUUGUUUCUCAUCUCGCCAGUGAGGCCCUGGACCACUGCAGACAGGUCCCUGCAGACGGUGCCAGGCCCUGGAGUGGCUCUCCAGCUCUCGGGCAGGGGAUGGGCGACCCCCAGCACCAGAUGUCGGCAGAUCGCCUUCAAGGUCAUUGGCGGUUCAUGAAUAUUCCUACUGAUUCGUGUCCUCACCAGUGUUUCCUACUCAGUCUCUCCAAGUGUUGCCAACCGAAGGAGGAGGAGUGUGUUGACAGAGCUUGGGGCUCGGCGGCCGCAGGAGUCAGAGUUCCGGCCAGUGAAAGAGAACAUACCUGGCAAGAAGAGCCUCUCGCUGGUGUCCCCUUCAGUCCGGAACAACGGUAUGGCCGAGACCAUGUUUAAUUCGGUGACAAUAACAGCUGCCACAACCACACCAUGUUAAGACUCACAGCAGCAACAGGCGGAAUCUCUUCAGUCUGAUAACCCGGGAGUCAAGAAGACGGGGUUCAGGGUGGAAAGUGGACCUUGGAGCCAUGUUGGUCAACGCUCACUGCCUCUCCAGGAGGAAAAUCCUGAUUCGCAGCUUUUGCUGGUUUCCAUGGUGCAAAUAUUCCCAUCAGGGCCAAUUUCAAGCACAGGGUGACGUCCCAGAACCCAGCGCUGGGGAAGGCUCCAUACAAUCAGCUGCCCUGAGUGUCCAGACCAGUUCAGCCCACAGCUGGCAACGAGCUACCGCUUCUCUGCCGGCACCAAGUGUUUCAUCGGAAGAGGCCCUGCCAUGUUCCGCUGUGUAGACGGGCUCCGGAGAGCCGCGCGGCAUUAUCUCGUGAGGCGCUCAGGCUGCAUCCAGAAAUGUUUGCAGUACCCCCUCCCCCGGAGCUGUGGGAACAGUGCUUUCUGCACUAUUGUUGGUCAGAGCAGAGGAGUGGAAACAAUUUAAAUGUCCAUCGGUAGGAAAAAAUUAUGAAUAAAUCAAAGAACAGUCAUUCACUAGAAGAACACCAUCUAGCCUUUGAAAUCAAUAAGCUAAUAUAUGUAUCAAGAUGGCUGUGCCUUGGGGCGCCU